AUGGGGACGAAGCCUCCCAUGGACUCCCAACGUGCCCUGCUCAACGAGGGAGAGGACGAUGAGAUGGAGGUCUUUGGCUACAAGACCGGGGGCUUCCGGAGGGCCCUGUGCCUGGCUGCCUACGUCCUGUCCUGCGGAGGCCUCCUGCUUCUCUUCCACUGGAAGAGCGCCAUCUGUGGCCCCAAUGCCAUCGAGAUCGAAAUCCGCCCCGUCUGGAAGCUGCUCUUCAAAGAGAUCCUGAACCCCUUCUACGUCUUCCAAGCCUUCACCCUGACCCUCUGGUACACCCAAGGCUACGUCGAGUAUUCCUCGGCCAUCGUCCUCCUCUCCGUCAUCUCCAUCGGCCUCACCGUCUACGACCUCCGGCAGCAAUCCAUCAAGCUGCACAACCUGGUGAAGGAGCACAACCAGGUGCAGGUGACCGUCUGGACAAAAGGAGAAGGCAGUUCCACCGUGGAGUCCCGUCACUUGGUCCCCGGGGACCUCCUCCUCCUGGAAGGCCAGCGGUUCUCCCUGCCCUGCGACGCCAUCCUGCUGGAGGGGAGCUGCGUGGUCAACGAGGGGCUGCUCACAGGUGAGAGCGUUCCCGUCUCCAAGACCCCCCUGCCUCACUCGGACAACACCCUGCCCUGGAAGGCGUACGGGAGGGGCGAUCAUCAGAGACACGUCCUCUUCUGUGGCACGGAGGUGAUCCAGACCAGGCGGGCAGGGCCAGGGCCGGUCCGGGCGGUUGUGCUGCAAACAGGCUUCAACACCGCCAAGGGGGACCUGGUGAGGUCCAUCCUGUACCCGAAGCCCCUGAACUUCCGGCUCUACCAGCAGGCCUUCCACUUCAUCCUGGGGCUGGCUGGGGUUGGCGUCCUGGGGAUGAUCUACGCCGUCUGUGUGUACGUGAUGCAGAAGCAACCGGCCUCGGACACAGUGGCCAUGGCGCUACUGCUGCUGACGGUGCCCGUGCCCCCCGUCAUCCCGGCGGCCCUGACCACCAGCAUCGUCUACGCCCAGCGGAGGCUGGCCAGGAAGAGGAUCUUCUGCAUCAGCCCCCAGAGGAUCAACCUCUGCGGCCAGAUCAACCUGGUCUGCUUCGACAAGACAGGCACCCUGACCGAGGACGGGCUGGACCUCUGGGGCGCCCUUCCCUGCCAAAGCCAGAGCUUCCAGAGCGUGCACAGCUUCUCGGGGGCCCCCUUGCCCUGGGGCCCCUUCUGCAGAGCCAUGGCGACGUGCCAUUCGCUUUUGCUGCUGGACGGGAAGGUCCAGGGGGACCCACUGGACCUGAAGAUGUUCCAGGGCACAAACUGGGAGAUGGAAGAGCACCGGCCGGACAAGAGCAGCGCCAGCCUCCCGGAGUCCUGCCUCCUGGUGAAACCGGGCCCCGGCGCCUCCCCGGCCCCCGUGGAAGGGAUCCUCGUCCUGCACCAGUUCCCCUUUUCCUCCUCCUUGCUGAGAAUGUCGGUCAUCACCCAGGAACUUGGGAAGAGCGGCUUGGAGCUCUGCAUGAAGGGAGCCCCCGAGACGGUGGCCGGCUUUUGUGAAGAGGCGACGGUUCCGAACAUCUUCCAAGCUGAGCUGAGACGCUUUACGGCUCAGGGCUUCCGCGUCAUCGGCCUGGCCCACAAGGAGCUCCAGCUCCCCCAAGGAGCCGCCUUCAGUGACCUGGAGAGGGAGGAGCUGGAGUCUGGCCUGACCUUCCUGGGCCUGCUGGUCAUGGAGAACCGCCUGAAGAGCGAGACCCGGCCGGUCCUGCAGGAGCUCCGCCAGGCCCGCAUCCGGAGCGUGAUGGUCACAGGCGACAACCUCCAGACGGCCAUCACUGUGGCCAAGAGCUCUGGGAUGCUUCCCAGCACCAGCCAGGUGGUCCUGGUGGAGGCCCAGGAACUGGGGGAUUCCUGCCCAGCAUCUGUGACUUGGCAGCUGGUGGAGGAGGAGGAGGAGGCGGCGCCCUUCAUCAUGGGCAAAGACCAGGAGGGCGGCAACUUCCACUUUGUCUUGAGUGGGGCGUCUUACCAGGUGCUGGCCAAGCACUUUAGCAGCCUCCUGCCCAAGGUGCUUCUGAACGGGACUGUCUUUGCCCGGAUGUCUCCUUUGCAGAAGUCCCACCUCGUGGAAGAGUUCCAGAAACUCGAUUACUAUGUGGGCAUGUGUGGGGACGGAGCCAACGACUGUGGGGCCCUGAAAAUGGCCCACGCUGGGAUCUCCCUCUCGGAGCAGGAGGCCUCCGUGGCCUCCCCCUUCACCUCCCAAAUCCCCAACAUCGAGUGUGUGCCGGCCCUGAUCAGGGAGGGCCGGGCGUCUCUGGUGGCCUCCUUUGCGGUGUUUAAGUACCUGACGCUCUACGGCUUGGUCCAGUUCAUUGCUACUGUCCUGCUUUACUGGCAACUGCAGAUCCUGGGGAAUUACCAGUUCCUGAUCCAGGACAUUGGCAUCACCCUUGUGGUUUGCCUCACAAUGAACCUGACCCAGGCCCACCCCAAGCUGGCUCCCUACCGGCCCCCCGGGCGGCUGCUCUCCCCACCACUGCUGCUCUCCGUACUCUUCAACUCGGCCCUGAGCCUCCUGCUCCAGCUCUUCGCCUUCCUCUGCGUGAAGCGGCAGGCCUGGUACUCGCAGCUGCGGGCCCACUGCGGGUGCCCUUUGGGGAACCAGACCGCCUGCCCAGGCAACGGGACGGCCAACGCCACAGCGCAGGGACACCCCGUCCUGAGCUACGAGACCACCAGUCUCUGGCCCCUGGUGACCCUCAGCUGCAUUGCCUUCGCCUUCAUCUUCUCCAAGGGGAGGCCCUUCCGGAAGCCCAUCUACACCAACUAUAUCUUCUCUGGCCUACUGUGCCUCCAACUGGGGGUUUCCCUCUUCCUCUUCUUUGCCGACCUUGAGGGGGUCUACCAGAGGAUGGAGGUG
Pseudonaja textilis is the source of this 2901-nucleotide messenger RNA. Lineage: Eukaryota; Metazoa; Chordata; Lepidosauria; Squamata; Elapidae. The record is from RefSeq and is a predicted model, not a curated record.